This is a messenger RNA of Plasmodium inui San Antonio 1, 258 nucleotides long. RefSeq lists its product as hypothetical. The coding region runs from base 1 to 258 and encodes 85 amino acids. Lineage: Eukaryota; Apicomplexa; Aconoidasida; Haemosporida; Plasmodiidae. The record is from RefSeq and is a predicted model, not a curated record. The transcript is spliced from 2 exons.
AUGAUUCUUAAAUUAUGCCCUGUUAUUAUCAUUAACCAGAAGAGUAUAACAGAAUCUGAUGAUGAGGAUGCCCCUUCUUUCUGGGAAGCCCUCAAUCCUCUCUCUGUAGGUCCUAUGUCGAUAAUUAUUAAUCUAUAUGAAUAUAUAAGUCCCUAUACUUACAAAGGACCAAGCCUGUAUCAUUAUAAGUCUGCAUAUAUGAAUAAAUCGAAAGAUGCUGGUAUAGAUAUAAAUGGAGGAGUACAUAUAAAGAUAUGA